AUGGCAGGAGAUAAGCCAUGGCCCGAGGUGCCUGUAGGCAACAAAGAUCAUACCAAUGCAGCUGUGGUAAUCAUCGGAGCGGGAAUCAGUGGAAUGUGCACCGCUAUUGACCUGGUGAAACGCAACAACUGCCGAAACUUCAUCAUCCUUGAGAAGAGUUCAGGAUUGGGUGGCACCUGGCAUGAUAACAAGUACCCUGGCUGUUGCUGCGACGUCUUCUCCACACUCUACAGUUACAGCUUCGCCCAGAACCCGGACUGGACCAGGGAGUACCCCGGUCAGGAGGAGAUCCUGUCUUAUCUUAUUCGGGUCGCACAAGAAUACCAGCUAUAUCAGCAUGUCCGCUUCAACACCCAAGUCGAGGAAGCCAGGUGGGAUGACGAGCUUAAGAAAUGGCGGACCACGGUGACCACCGCCAAGGGCAGCAAGGAGGCGGAGUUUAAUCCUGAGUAUGAAAUCAAGAGCGACUUCCUCGUGUCUGCUGUUGGACAGCUCAAUCAGCCAGCUUGGCCAAAGAUAGACGGUCUCGAUAGCUUCGCUGGCAAAAAGAUGCAUAGCGCUCGGUGGGACUGGUCCUACGAUCUUGCGGACAAGAAGAUCGCCCUGAUCGGGAAUGGCUGUACUGCCGUUCAGAUCUUACCAGAGAUUGCGAAAGUCGCGAAGAAGGUGACAGUCUAUCAGAGGACACCCAAUUGGGUCGUACCACGCCUAGAUCAACCGGUCAGCUCCACGAUGCGCGCAGUCUUACGCUAUCUCCCACCUGUACGCUGGCGUAAGCGGGCCGGUCAGAUGGACUUCCGAGAAUGGACAUACAACGCCAUCGUUGAUAGCAAAUCCGAUGCAGCAAAGAUGUUCCGCGACAUGGCGAUCGACAUGAUGCACAAUCAGCUUCCUGACCAGCCGGAGAUGUGGGAGAAGUUGACACCGGAGUACGCGCUCGGUUGUAAGAGGAUCAUUAUCUCGGACGACUACUAUCCGGCAGUCAACCAGCCAAACGUGGCGCUUGAAACAAGAGCAAUCCAGAGCAUCCACGAUCGUUCUGUGAGUGUCUUAGGUGAUGACGGCCAGCCGGAGGAUGUAGAGUCGGAUUACGACCUGUUGGUCUGCGCCACAGGGUUCAAGACUGUCGACUUCAUGCAUCCCAUCAAGAUGGUGGGCAAGAAUGGCCGUACGCUUAACGACAUCUGGAAGGAUGGUGCGAAAGCAUAUUACGGCGUAUGCGUAGAGGAUAUGCCCAACUUCGGCAUGUUGUACGGUCCAAACACGAACCUUGGUCACAACAGCAUAAUCCUCAUGAUCGAAAGCCAGAGCCGCUACAUCAACGGUCUCAUAAAGCCCAUUUUGGACGCGCGCAAGCAAGGGAAGGCGCUCAGCCUCAGGCCCAAGCACGACAAAGUCGAAGCGUACAACGAGAAGAUCCAAUCCAUCCUCAAGAACUCCAGCUUCAACGACCCCACCUGCAACUCGUGGUACAAGAACGAAGCUGGCGUGAUCACCAACAACUGGUCCGGCACUGUCGUUGAAUACCAGAACAUGUUGAGCAGCGUCGACUACAGUGACUAUGAGCUCGACGGUUCUGGAGUGGAGCUUGCGCAGCAGAAACCGAAAUUGAGCGUCGGCAGGGCGGUGGAGGAGAGCCAGAUAAGUGAUCGGACGCUGCUUGCGUUGGGCUUACUGAGCACGGCUGCGGUGGUUGGAGGCUUUCUUGUGCGCAAUUCGCAGUACCUGAGCAGGAUACGAGUAAGAUAG
Molecule: messenger RNA, 1749 nt
Organism: Baudoinia panamericana UAMH 10762
Lineage: Eukaryota; Fungi; Ascomycota; Dothideomycetes; Mycosphaerellales; Teratosphaeriaceae
Exons: 5
Coding region: 1-1749 (582 amino acids)
Molecular function (GO): N,N-dimethylaniline monooxygenase activity; NADP binding; flavin adenine dinucleotide binding
Source: RefSeq, a predicted model, not a curated record